Priapulus caudatus is the source of this 3724-nucleotide messenger RNA. Its product is annotated as mannosyl-oligosaccharide glucosidase-like. The record is from RefSeq and is a predicted model, not a curated record. Gene Ontology annotation, biological process: protein N-linked glycosylation; oligosaccharide metabolic process. Lineage: Eukaryota; Metazoa; Priapulida; Priapulimorpha; Priapulimorphida; Priapulidae. Gene Ontology annotation, molecular function: Glc3Man9GlcNAc2 oligosaccharide glucosidase activity. Gene Ontology annotation, cellular component: endoplasmic reticulum membrane. The coding region runs from base 79 to 2586 and encodes 835 amino acids. The transcript has 7 exons.
GGAGAAUCUAGAACUACAAAUAGAAAUGACCACGCCACCGGUACCUUGAGCCUUGAUGCUUGAAGUCAACGCACAAAAAUGGCACAAAAGAAAACCAUGGCCGGUGAAAAGAGAGCUCGAAAAAUUCAAGAAGAAUCCCAAGGAAAAGGUGUGCACAGAAAACCAGUGAAACUACACAAAGUUGAUACACGAGAUCACGACGACUCAGUGUUCCUGUCACGUAAGGUGAUUGCGCAGCUGUCUUUCAUCGCUGUGCUGGUAGGCAUUGCUGCCUUCAGUGUGUACGAUGUUCAUCGGCAAUCUCGAGUGAUAACGAGGUUGUCUUCGCCAACAGUAAUCACACAAAAUGCCAGCUCUUCCCCAGCAAGGUUUUGGGGAACGUACCGACCACAGGCUUAUUUUGGCCUGAAGACUAGAAGUCCACAAAGUCCAGUUGUUGGUUUGAUGUGGUUCACACAGUUUAAAUCUGCUGAGGAGUUUGCCAUAAGGCAUUGGUGUGAGCAAGGUGACAGGCUGCCUCGCUAUGGGUGGCUGGCACACGAUGGUGUGAAUUUUGGCGUUCAGGAAAUUGUUGAUGAGGAUUAUAUACUCAAAACGUCUUUUGUGAAGCGCACUGGUGGGUCACAUGGUGGUGACUGGACUGCCCGCAUUGUAGCCGAACCCCAUUAUCGAAACAGGAGAACACCUGAAGGAGAGCCCCCUCCAAAGCCAGCAACAGUGUCCCUCUUAUUCUACAUUGCGUUGGACAACAGUGGCUGGUUAAAGCCUAAUAUCGAAAGUGGCAUCCUGACAUCCGUAGAGGGAUAUACAGAUGCGUUGGGCCAGUUUAUGCUCAAGUUCCCAACCAACAGCAGAAACCAUGAGGUUUUGUACAACUACUAUUUGUCUUCUACCGAGGGCCUACAUGUACUAAAAGGUGCAGUGAUGCGUGGACUCAAAAUGGCCCCAUACAAGAAACGAAAGCAAUACGUAGCGCUGGGCGGAAACGAUCCGCGCGGCUCUGCCGAGCCAAACUUCAUCGUGCAUCAGGUGACCGUGCCGCUGCCGCACGUCAUGGAGGUGACGUACACGUCGGGCGAUGGCGGCGGCGGCAGCGGCGAGCGCGAGGACAGGGAGCCGCUGCUCGGCCGCACGUACGACGACGAGCUACGGCAGCAUCGCGACGAGUUCGACGAGCGGUUCGAGCGCGUGUUCCGACUGCGCGAGAAGGGCUACGAUGCCGAGCACGUCGACUUCGCGAAGGCCGCGCUCGGCAACCUCGUCGGCGGCAUCGGCUUCUUCUACGGCUCCUCGCUCGUGCAGUCACUUGCCAACGCCGCGCCUGUGCCGUACUGGGCGGCGCCGCUCUACACGGCCGUGCCGUCGCGCUCGUUCUUCCCGCGCGGCUUCCUCUGGGACGAGGGCUUCCACAACCUGCUCGUCAGCCAGUGGGACAUCGACGUGACGAAGGACGUGCUCGGACACUGGCUCGACCUGAUGAACGCGGACGGCUGGAUCCCGCGCGAGCAGAUCCUCGGGCCGGAGGCGCGCAGCAAGGUGCCGGACGAGUUUGUCGUGCAGCGCGACACGAACGCGAACCCGCCGACGCUCUUCCUGCCGCUGCGCUACCUGCUUGACCGCGACGAUGAGCGCGACUACGAGUACCUGCGGCGCGUCUACCCGCGCCUGCAGGCCUGGUACGGCUGGUUCAACGUGACGCAGCGCGGCGACGCGCCCGGCGCCUACCGCUGGCGCGGACGCAACGCGACGACGACGCACGAGCUCAACCCGAAGACGCUGACGUCGGGCAUUGACGACGCGCCGCGCGCCUCGCAUCCGACCGACGACGAGCGCCACGUCGACCUCCGCUGCUGGAUGGCGCUAGCGUCGGGCGUCAUGGCCGACGUCGCCGAGGCGAUCGGCGAGCCGGCGGCGGUGUACCGGGCGGAGUAUGCGUACCUCACCGACAACGAGGCCCUCGAUGCGCUGCACUGGUCGGACGAGCACGCCGCGUACUGCGACUACGGCCUGCACACGGACGCCGUGAAGCUGAAGCGGCCGCGAGCGCCGCCCGCGCAGCCGGGCGCGCCGCCGCCGCCGCGCCCCGACCUGCAGCGGUCGGUCGCGCAGGAGCCGCGCCUGCAGUUCGUUAACUCGUUCGGCUACACGAGCCUGUUUCCGUUCCUGCUGCAGAUCGUGCGGCCGGAUUCGCCGAAGCUGGAGCGCGUGCUCGCCAGCGUGCGCAACGAGAGCCUGCUGUGGACGCGUUACGGUCUGCGCUCGCUCGCGAAGACCGCGCCGCUGUACAUGAAGCGAAACACGGAGCACGACCCGCCGUACUGGCGCGGCUCGAUCUGGAUAAACAUCAACUUUCUGGCGGUGCGCGCGCUCAACUUCUACGCGAAUAGCGACGGUCCGUAUCGUGACACUGCCAAGGAGAUGUACACGGAGCUGCGGCGGAACUUGGUCGAGAACGUGUUCAGGGAGUAUCAACUCACGGGGUACGUGUGGGAACAUUACAAUGACGAGACAGGGAAGGGCGAAGGCAGCCACCCGUUUACUGGCUGGUCAGCUCUGAUUGUACUCAUUAUGGCUGACUCGUACUAGUAAAAGCGUGCCUUUUGUAAGAAAAUAGCAUAGUCGGAUCCAAGAAUUAUGGUAAUAAACAGGUUAAGGGGGUAACCAGAAUAGUUUUAAGGUGUGACGAGCAAUGUUUCUACGAUUGUGAGCAUGAGAAGUUUAAGGUAUCGGGGAGUUCUGCUGUACAAGAGGAAGCUUUUUAGGUUGUGGUUGCAUAGCUGGUCCUGGGACAUGCCGUCUCUGGCUUCCUUGUAUUCACAUAGCGCACAAUAAUUAUUACCAAUCGUGUGCUUUCCAGAAGUACACUGGAGAAAAAUGGCUAAAUUACCCAACUGCAUUUUGCCCUGCAUUCUGCAAUUUAAGGAAGGCAGCUAGCCCAAGUUUUACUUACGAAAUUGCCCUGUAAGGGUGGUAUGCCAUAAACCUGAUUAUUAUUAAAUGCCAUCUAAAACUAGAUUAUAGUCAGCUGUUGUCAUGCUGGCGUAAAGUUUUCAACAAUUCCACCACAGUCGGCACAAGUCAACAUUUACAGGUCGUUUGUGUGUAACACAGCAACCUAUGGGUGUAAAUCUACAUAACCGUACAGAUAUUUUGACAUAGCGCGCAGCAAACUUCUCACGAAGAUUCUGGUUGUCGGUGUAAAAAUUGCUUACACACCGGCAGUCACGAGUGAUUACAUUCCGAAGCAAAAUCAUAACGACUAAUUGCAAUCAUGACUAAUUUCAUGAAUUUAUGGAAGAGUUGUGUAAUCUAUGGUUAAAGGUAUCACAAAAAAUAGUGGGACAAAAAUUCAUGCCUUUAUGCAAUUUUGUAUUGUUUUUUGUAUUGCAGUUUGUGAAACGUUAUUACUGUGUAACUUCAAAAACAUCUGUCUUUCAGUUACCAUUUUAACGAUAUUUGAGUGUAUUUUCAAUCUCAUAGAAAAGUGUUUAGUCGAUCAGGUGUGAUAUAGCCAUUCUUUAUUUCCCAUCGAUUACACUCCUGUGCAGAUAAGAUAUAGUGUGUAGAUCACAAUAAUUGGUACUCGUCUAAAGAAAAAUUUGGUUAUAUACAAUGUGUUGGUAUACUAAAUCUGUUUAACAUUCAUAAAUUAAUAUAUACAUGCCUGCUUUUGUUUUGAGCACUACUGACAAAGGUAAAUACAUUUUUUUGAUCAAAUGUAAAA